UCUUGCGAAGAUAUCAAGUUCGUACACUACCUGCAAACCUGACAUCUUCUCCCUCCCAUCUUUAGAAGAGUCUUGUAUGAAACAAUUGCUAGCCGGUCGAGGGAUGUGCCAUAACGGAGACUAUGCGGCAGUCCAGGAAUGACGGUUCCCUAAGUAAUGUUAGUCGCGAUGCUCAGAAGACAGGGAACGGAGUUACUUACUCUCACAGCGGGCUCGCGACGGACAUUCAUCAACUCCACAAAGGAAUCUCCGUGCCAGAGCACUCAAAGGGCCAGCAGGGGGCCUCAGGCGGCAUGCGCGAGGGCAGCAGCAGUUGGCGGCGCCAGACCAAGGGCAGGACUGAGCGCCUCUUCUCAUGUCGGUUGCUCCUGAUGUUCUCACUGCGUUGUUCUCAUUGCUUUCGUUGGGGGCUAGGGCCGUACUUGUGUAUGACGAACAUCUGGUCCGGGCUCCCCACUGUCCUGCGUUCGUUGACCCAGGGUUGCGUCAAGGCUGAGGCUGCCGGAACUGUCACCGGUGUGUCAAAUGAGUGGAUCGUCGAUAGUUUAUGCAUCCGAGCCCUGCCAGCCUAGGGGGCCCAUAGUCGUGGACUGGACUCUCCCAGCAGCU
This is a messenger RNA of Aspergillus novofumigatus IBT 16806, 609 nucleotides long. RefSeq lists its product as uncharacterized. The transcript has a single exon. Lineage: Eukaryota; Fungi; Ascomycota; Eurotiomycetes; Eurotiales; Aspergillaceae. The coding region runs from base 123 to 572 and encodes 149 amino acids. The record is from RefSeq and is a predicted model, not a curated record.